AUGGGCUCGGAUGUCUUUGAGCUGCGGGGGAACACCGCACUGUACGAUGUGUUGGGUGUGCCCAAGAGCGCCCCCGACAGCGAGAUCCGCCGCGCGUAUUACAAGCUGGCUGUAGUGUACCACCCGGACAAGAACCCCGACGGGGUCGAGAUGUUCAAGGAGGUCAGCUUUGCGCACAGCAUAUUGUCCGACCCGGCGCAGCGCCGCCUGUAUGACGCGGGGAGGCUGCGGACCCACAUUGAGGGUCAGGCGCGGGCGUACGACCCGAUGAUGGAUCCCAACGUCGAGCUUACUGCGGAGGAGCUACGACAGUUUGUGGAACGCAGACGCACGGAGGAGGAGUCAAAGAAGAAGGACAAGAGCGAGUUUGAGAGGCAGCGCGAGGAGGAAAUGCGGCGGCGCGCCGAGUACGACGCGCAGAACCCCGCCUUCAAAGCAGAGUACGAACGCAUGCGUGCCAUUUUGAAGGAAGAGGCCGUACAACGAGCCUCAACCGCCGACGCCCAGCGGCACCCCACCACCGCCGAACUGAUGCAGCAGUUCGAGAGGAAGCGUCAGGCGGAGGAAGAGGAGCGCCACAACCGACGCAGCGGCAGGGCCCAGGGGGCUAAAGGGGACGUAGGGGGUGCCGCGCCGGCUUCGGUCAAGCGCAGCAUGAUGCAGGAUUUCAGGCUGCGCCACAACGGCGAGACACCUGCACCCGGCGCCAUGAGGUUAACUGUCGAUCGCCAAGCAAUAGGCCGUCGACUGCGCUUUGUGUCGGAAACGGAGAAUACAUCGUACAGCCGCGACGUAGAGGAGCGCAUCGGGAGAUACUCUAAUUUCGACUACCGAAGUUAUGUAGAGAGCGGCGUCGUUGACGGUGGCAACGUCCUCGAUGACGCAAUACUCGCGGAUGCGCUGGGAAACUACGAUCGCCGGAGAUGA
Trypanosoma conorhini is the source of this 927-nucleotide messenger RNA. Its product is annotated as chaperone DnaJ protein. The record is from RefSeq and is a predicted model, not a curated record. Bases 1 to 927 code for a protein of 308 amino acids. Gene Ontology annotation, cellular component: endoplasmic reticulum. NCBI's taxonomy places the organism in Eukaryota, Euglenozoa, Kinetoplastea, Trypanosomatida, Trypanosomatidae. The transcript has a single exon. Gene Ontology annotation, molecular function: misfolded protein binding; protein-folding chaperone binding.